UAUGUUUGAGAUUUGGCGAAAGCGAGAAAGAGAGUUCUAGUGCAGUCUAAUGCAGGAAUAAAAACAAACCUUGUUAGCCAGUAAGUAACCUGCUGGCCUAUUACCUAUAAUAUCUAUAUGUCUGGAUAUGCCUAUCUGAUGUGAGGUGUCCCUACUGUUCCUUCGUUCCGGUGCAACAUGAUGGCGGUUGUAGUUUGGGGAGUGUUGAUGUGAGGAAUUAGGAAAGGCUUCCUUUUCGCCGACGUUAUCGUGACGUUCCAUACAACGACGACAACGACAGGUGGACGACGAUUUACACGACAAGUAUGCCAUUUAAUUCCGAGCGCGACCAGAGCGGAGAGCGUGAGUGACAGCCGAACAGUGUUAAGGGAACGGUAACGUCACGCGGUCCAUAACACUACGAGGUAGUCUGCACAGUGCCACAUACGAGAAGAUCCUCGUGAGGUCCACCGCUGUGUCGCAAAUGAUGUUGUCGAUUGAUUUUUUAAUGACGGGUGAUCGGCAAACUCACGGCGAUGUUGCGCGAGUCGCCAGUGUCGUUCCGUUAAUGAGAUACAUGUUUCUGCUGCUGAGCCUUUUCGCGCUCCUCCAGUUGACACUGCCGGCGGCUGCUGGCGAUUCCUUGGGUGAUCCAUACAAGAUAUUAGGCGUGUCGAAGCAUGCGACGUUGCAGGACAUUCGAAAGGCAUAUAAGCAUCUCGUCAAGGAAUGGCAUCCGGAUAAAACUGAUCAUCCGAUGGCCGAGGAUAAAUUUGUAGAAAUAACAAAAGCUUAUGAGCUUUUGACAGAUCCAGAGAGAAGAAGAAAGUUUGAUAAUCAUGGAAUUACAGAGGAAGGUAUACCCAGGCAAAGGAGAGACAAUAGUCACUUCAAUGUUCUUGAUCCAUUGGAAGAAUUGUUUACCGGUAAUUUUAAAUUUCACUAUCAAAGCAGAGACAUCACAUUGUUCCAUAAAAUGAGCAUCACAUAUCGAUCGUUCGAGAAUGUAAUAGUGCCCAAGACUUACCGUAUGCCAUAUUUAAUCUUAUUUUACUCCGACUGGUGCUACAUGUGUCUGCAAGCGGAGCCUACUUGGAGACGAUUAAUCGAUGAGUUGGAACCUCUGGGACUUGGUUUGGCUACACUCUCUUCGUGUCUCGUUGUUAUCGUAGACGGACGCACUAGUGUCUACAAGGAAUCUGUGUUUGGCAUUCAAAAAGUUGUUGAAUUUGUACGAAGUAGGCUACCAUAUAAAUUAAUAAGUACUAUUAAUAAUAACAACGUAGAAAAUUUCCUAUCGGGCUGGACGGAUAACCGAAUACGCGCUUUGAUAUUUGAGAAAAGAAACUUUAUUCGCUUGCGAUAUUUGCUUACGUCCUUUUACUAUAGAGAUCGAGUAGCUUUUGGCUUUGUUCAGAUUAGCGUACCAGAAACUAAGAACAUAACGUCAAAAUACAAAAUCUCAGGCGAAUUAGAUACUUUACUGCUUUUUAACGAGAAUUCUGAGAAACCUAUGGCGUCUGUUAGUAUGAAAGAUAUUUCCAGUGAAACCAUGCAUAAUGUUAUCGCUAAUAAUAAGUUUCUCUUAUUACCGAGACUUUCAAAUCAAGCUAUGUUAGAUUCAAUAUGUCCGCCUGAAUGGCUGAGGCCGCAAAAGCGAUUGUGCGCUGUUUUGAUAUCGCAGCAGAAUAAUCCUCUGCACGACAUAGCUAGGCACAAGUUUAGACAAGCGGCAUUAGAAUCAUCUUACAGCACGGAACGUGUCAGAUAUGCAUAUGUAUUCAAAGAUACGCAACCUGAGUUUGUAUCAGCACUGUCAGCCGGUGAAGGCAGUCCACUGGAACCCUUAUUACAUAUCGUCAUCAUAUGGAGACGAGAUGCUAAUCACUUGAAGUAUGAAUGGUUUCCUCAUGGAUGGCUUGAGACCAUUCAGAAUGAACGUAUAUGGAAUGAGACGCGUAGACAUUUAGAGAAAACUAUACAAAGGCUGUUACGUACCACCGAAGCUUUACCAUAUUCUGCUGUUGUAGGAGAAUUGGCAGAUGAACAUGCACAGGGCACUGUAGACAGAUUGAUAGGAAGGGCAUUAUUAGCGGUAGAUUAUAUAUCAGAUAAUCUGACGAAAGAGCAAAUAUUGCCUUUGAUAUCGGUGCUGAUUACUCUCAUGCUAAUAGGAGUUGCAGGAUAUGGAAUGUCAUACUUAGUUAAACUAGAAGAAGCAAGUGUACAGUCUGAACAUGUUCAGUGCAAAGACAAUAUCAAGUCGCUUCCAUCGCAGCCGCAAUUACGAUUACACGAAUUACGCGUGGAGAAAUACUAUGGAUUAGUUCGGCUUUUGAAACCAGGAUGCCGAACCAUCGUUCUGCUAGUUGAUGCACAAAGCCGAUUAAAGUUAUUACCAGCUUUUCAUAAAGCUGUGUGGCCUUAUAGAAAGAAUAAAACGCUUAUGUUCGCACAUCUAUCAUUAGAAAGGGGUCUUGAUUGGUACAAGAAACUGUUAUCUCUUGUUUUAUCCGACCAGAAAGAAUUAAACAUAAAUAUCAAAAACUGCGUUGGCACAGUCUUGUCCUUAAAUGGACAUCGAAAGUAUUUCUGCAUGUACCAUGCCAAACAUCCAGAAUGUACUAAAGGUAAAAGUUCUAAGCGUAUGGAAAAAAUGACCAAGCAACUUGCCAAAAAAUCGGAGGAUCCGGAAACAGGCGCUUUUAUCGGUUUUGACAGUUCCAACGAAUCCGAUCAAGACGAGGGUGGAAACAUGUUAUAUCAAGAUCUUUUAGAUGGAUUACCGAUGUGGCUCGAGAGAUUGUUCGAAGGAUUAACGCAACGUUAUUAUAUAAAUUAUUGGCCCGAGUUCACUGCCAAGUAAAAGGAAGAAAACAAAUAAGUUUUUUCUAGAUGUGUAGAGGAGACUAUGACGCCUAGGGACAUGUAUCUUGACACAUGACACUUAUCUUCCUAACACUGAAAGAGUCUUUAAAUUUGACUGCUUGAUAAUAUCGCUUCAGUCGUUACGUGUUUACAAUCUGACUAAGUACAUGUCCUGUACUCAUUUAAUUUUCAUCCUUAAAGAUCGAGACUAAAUAUUUCGUUGUUGUUAUAAUGCAGUCUGAAAACUUAGAAAACCAUAUUGAAUUACAUAGAUAUGAGAUAGCAAUUGAAGACGUUUUAAAGUUUGGAUAUUUAAUAAAAGAGGCUGCAACAGCUUAUGGACUUGAUGAAGAUUAUUUAUCUCUGUUUUUACAUACAAUCCUUACGAAGGGAAAAGUAAUUAAAGGGGAAAAUAAAAAUUUAUCAUUUCUCGAUGAACAAGUAUUUCUGCUAUAUAUAAAAAUAUAUCCUCAAGGACACUGUGUUUGCAUAGCAUGCUUUGAAGAAUAUUUUCCAUAUCUAAUCUAUAAAUUUGUAAAAAAAAAUAAAAUAAAUUAUCCAUACUAUUGGAAUGUAUAUGGGAAGGCAGAUAUAGUUACAAAAAGAGAUUUUCUAAAGAGAAACGAAUAUGAAAUUUCAAGAUUAUUUUCGAAAGAUUGUAUAAGAUUAUCUCCGAAUAAUCUACUUAACAAAUCUUUGUACCUUGAUAAUGAUGUUCACGAAUGCCCACAAAAUUUUUAAGCUCAUGCAAAAUUGGAACAAUCACAAAUAGGUAGCAUCUAGUCAAGAAUGUCUUCUAAAUGCAAACAUUAUUAUUAAGAACCCUAUGAAUAUAAAUUUCAGACAAAAAUGAAUGAUGAUUAAAAA
Molecule: messenger RNA, 3714 nt
Organism: Acromyrmex echinatior (Panamanian leafcutter ant)
Lineage: Eukaryota; Metazoa; Arthropoda; Insecta; Hymenoptera; Formicidae
Gene: l(3)80Fg
Product: dnaJ homolog subfamily C member 16 l(3)80Fg
Source: RefSeq, a predicted model, not a curated record